UCUGAGUGACACUCUCACGGUCUCAGUGUGUGAGCACAAGAAAAUGGCAGAGGCCAAUAUUGUAGAACGGUUUUCAAGGGAUCAAUUCAGUUGUCCACUGUGUCUUGAACUCCUGAAGGAUCCGGUGACUACCCAGUGUGGUCACAGUUAUUGUAAGGUGUGUAUUAAUUGUUUCUGGGAUAAAGAGGAUCAGAAGGGUGUCUACAGCUGUCCUCAGUGCAGAGACAUUUUCACUCCAAGGCCUUCUCUACGCAGAAACAACAUGCUGGUUAAAGUGGUGGAGAAAAUCAAAUUGAAUGAAAUCCAAGAUUCUGUUUGUUGUGCUGAAGAUGGAGAUGUGGAGUGUGAUUUCUGCACUGAGAGAAAGCACAAGGCUUUAAAGUCCUGUCUGGUGUGUCUGGCCUCCUUUUGUGAAGAUCAUCUUAAACCUCAUCUUGAAAGACCUGCUUUUAAAAAGCACACCUUAAUCGAAGCUUUGUCGAAACUUCAAGAGAUCUGCUCUCAACAUGGAAAACUGAUCGAGAUUUACUGCCGUACUGACCAGAGGUGUAUUUGUUCUUUGUGCAUGUUGGAGAAUCACAAUGGUCACGAAGCCGUGUCACUUUUAACAGAGAGAACUGAGAAACAGAAUGAGCUAAAAGAGGAGCAGAAGAAAUCCCAUCAGAGAAUCCAACAGAAGCAGAAGAAGAUGCAGGAGCUGAAACAGACUGUGUACAUGAUUAAGUCCCGUGCUAGGACAGCAGUAGAGGACAGCGAGAAGAUCUUUACCGAGAUGAUCAGUUCUGUAGAGGAAAAGCGCAUGGAGGUGAUGGAGCUGAUCAGAGCUCAGGAGCAAGCAGAACUGAAUCAAAUAGAACAACUCCUGGAGCAACUGGAUCAGGAGAUCACUGCCCUUCAGAGGAGAGUCAAUGAGCUGGAGCAGCUUUCACACACACAUGAUAACUUGCAAUUCCUCCAGAAUUUCCAGUCUCUCAGUGUCUCUUCAGGAUGGGAGUCUCUCUGCAUCUCUUCACACACUGUCCAACAUCUCUCAUUUGAUGGAUUAAGGAAUUCUCUCUCGGAUCUCAAAAAGCGAUUCAAGGAAUUCUGUGAGGAGGAAUUCAACAAAAUUCCUCCGCAUGAUUUCUGUUAUCUGACUCUGGAUCCCGAAACAGCACAUCAUGACCUCUGUCUGUCUGAGAAGAACCGAGUGGUGACCUUCAACGAGAAAAGUGAGACGUACUCUAGAAGAAAACAGCUGUACUCCAAACAUCUCGACAGAUUUGACUCCUGUUGGCAGGUGUUGUGCAAAGAGAGUGUGUGUGGACGCUGCCACUGGGAGGUGGAGUGGAGCGGUGAUGUGCACAUCUCAGUGUCCUACAAGAAGAUCAGGAGGAACGGAGGGGGUAAAGACUGCCGAUUUGGACUGAACAGUCAGUCAUGGAGUCUGUGGUGUUCUCCUUCUUCGCUUUCUUUCUAUCACGACGACGUUAAAACCGAGCUCGGAGUUCCUUCGUCCUCCAGGAUAGCCGUGUAUCUGGAUUACAAUGCAGGAAUGCUGUCCUUUUACAGCCUCUCUGAAACGAUGAGGCUCCUCCACAGGGUCCACACCAAAUUCACCCAGCCUCUAUACGCUGGCUUUAGGGUUUACGGAGGAACUGUGAGGUUGUGUGACUCAAAAUAACAGUGGAUGGGGAAAUGAUCAUUCUCGUUUCCUUAGUAUCGCUGAAGUGUUCUUUUGUUGAGAAUUGUCCCUCAUGUAUCCUGCUUCUAGUGUUUACAAUAAAUAUAAAUUGGUCACAGUGAAAUUUUUUAUCAUUCUUAGAUCUUUAUACUGAUGAUAUAUGAGUAAUAAAUUGCUGAGUGAACGAUAUAUCAUCAGCAUUUUGUGGCCUCGUGUAGUCAGAUAAUGCUUUUGCGUAAAACACAACAUGUAAUUUUAAACAGACUGUAAUAGAAAGACACCGUCACUAGAGGGCAGUAAAGUCAUGCAAGCACAGGAUACUGACUCGUUUCCUGUCUCAGUGUUGUGGAUCAUGUAGCAUGUAUAAUAAAAGCACUAGAGAAGGUUUUAUUUAUUAUAUGUAGGGCACAGAUUGUUGCCUGGUGGGAACAGAGGGCUAUUUCUUACUCUAGCUGAAUAUUUAGUGCAUGUAUAGGGUGGAAAAAUGAAUUGUUUGUGCCUUACACAAACACUACACUGUAAUAUAGACACAACUUUACUGUCAUUGCAUUGUACAGGUACAGCAACAAAAUGCAGUUUGGCAAAAAGUAGCAAUAGUGCAGAUAAAUAAGUAUCAUAUUUACAGCAGGUGAUAUAUAUGUAAGCAUAUGUACAGUAAAUAAAUAUAAAGGCUAUAACAGCGCAGAGAUGUUUGGUUUGAGAAGUACAGAUAGAUGUUCUUCUUCUUCAGAUCGUGCAAAAACGCUGGAGCCUCCGUACCAUACAGUGAUGGAGUUGGUCAGGAUGCUCUCGAUGAUGCAGCAGUAGAAACUCUGUAAAAUCUCUGGGGACAGAUGAGCUUUCCUAAGACUUCUCAAGAAGUAUAGGUGGUGUCGUGCUUCUUAACUAGAGCUGAAGUGUUCUGGUGCCAGGACAGAUGCUCAGAGAUGUGAACUCCCAGGAACUUAAAGCUGGAGACUCGCUCUACCUCAGUUCCA
Silurus meridionalis is the source of this 2640-nucleotide messenger RNA. RefSeq names its product tripartite motif-containing protein 16-like. The transcript is spliced from 5 exons. Bases 44 to 1663 code for a protein of 539 amino acids. Gene Ontology annotation, molecular function: protein binding; zinc ion binding. The record is from RefSeq and is a predicted model, not a curated record. Lineage: Eukaryota; Metazoa; Chordata; Actinopteri; Siluriformes; Siluridae.